AUGUUCUCCGACCGGUGGUCGGUUCUGCCCGCCGGCCGGUCACGUCGCCGGCGACAUUGCGGGCGGUCGGAGCCUCGGAGCUCAGUCCGGUCAGCCCUCUACCAAAUCCUGCGCAGCAAAGCAGUCACUAGACCCCCUCCCUCGACUGAGCUACUGUCGUCGGUCCCCGAAGAGCCUCUCUCGCCUGUAGAGGUCGCUCGUACCCGUCUGCUUUGCGGGGUGUGCGGGCGUAGUAGGCUCGGUAAGGGGCGGCCCUCAGCAGCUCAGCGACCCUCGUGCUCUGUGAUCCGGGGCAGGCAGGCAGGCCGCAGGAAAAAUUUCGGUCAGGGUUCGGUUUUUAUCGGUAGAGCAGAGGAUAACUGCACGCUUUGA
Messenger RNA from Marchantia polymorpha subsp. ruderalis, 372 nucleotides. The record is from the annotation of a GenBank genome assembly. NCBI's taxonomy places the organism in Eukaryota, Viridiplantae, Streptophyta, Marchantiopsida, Marchantiales, Marchantiaceae.